GGACGCCUGCCUGCUUUCAGCUGGAUAGCGGUGUCUCUUAAAUGUCUUCUUCUAAAGCGGCUUCAGGAGGCGCGGGCCUACAGCGCGAUCAGUCCCGGAAGUGACGUCUCCCAGAGGGGCCGGAAGUGGCAGUGGAGGGAGGGAAGAUGGCGGAGGUGGUGAGUCCGGUGCCCGGGGCGGGGCGGAGGGAGCCAGGGGAGGUGGGUAGAACCCGAGGCCCCCCAGUAGCCGACCCUGGCGCCGCGCUGUCUCCCCAGGGGGAGAUAAUCGAGGGCUGCCGCCUGCCCGUGCUUCGGCGGAACCAGGACAACGAAGAUGAGUGGCCCUUGGCCGAGAUCCUGAGUGUGAAGGACAUCAGUGGCCGCAAGCUUUUCUACGUUCAUUAUAUUGACUUCAACAAACGCCUGGAUGAAUGGGUGACCCACGAGCGGCUGGACCUAAAGAAGAUCCAGUUCCCCAAGAAAGAGGCCAAGACCCCCACCAAGAACGGACUUCCUGGGUCCCGCCCCGGCUCUCCAGAGAGAGAGGUGCCGGCCUCCGCCCAGGCCAGCGGGAAGACCUUGCCAAUCCCGGUCCAGAUCACACUCCGCUUCAACCUGCCCAAGGAGCGGGAGGCCAUUCCCGGUGGCGAGCCUGACCAGCCGCUCUCCUCCAGCUCCUGCCUGCAGCCCAACCACCGCUCAACGAAACGGAAGGUGGAGGUGGUUUCACCAGCAACUCCAGUGCCCAGCGAGACAGCGCCAGCCUCAGUUUUUCCUCAGAAUGGAUCCGCCCGUAGGGCAGUGGCAGCUCAGCCAGGACGGAAGCGAAAAUCAAAUUGCUUGGGCACUGAUGAGGACUCCCAGGACAGCUCAGAUGGAAUACCGUCGGCUCCACGCAUGACUGGCAGCUUGGUGUCUGACCGCAGCCACGACGACAUCGUUACCCGGAUGAAGAACAUCGAGUGCAUCGAGCUGGGCCGGCACCGCCUGAAGCCGUGGUACUUCUCCCCGUACCCACAGGAGCUGACCACAUUGCCCGUCCUCUACCUCUGCGAGUUCUGCCUCAAAUACGGCCGUAGCCUGAAGUGUCUGCAGCGUCACUUGACCAAGUGUGACCUGCGACAUCCUCCGGGCAAUGAGAUUUACCGCAAGGGCACCAUCUCUUUCUUUGAGAUUGAUGGACGUAAGAACAAGAGUUAUUCCCAGAACCUGUGUCUCCUGGCCAAGUGUUUUCUCGACCAUAAGACAUUGUACUAUGACACAGAUCCCUUCCUCUUCUAUGUCAUGACGGAGUAUGACUGUAAGGGCUUCCACAUCGUGGGCUACUUCUCCAAGGAAAAGGAAUCCACGGAAGACUACAACGUGGCCUGCAUCCUGACCCUGCCUCCCUACCAGCGCCGGGGCUACGGCAAGCUGCUGAUCGAGUUCAGCUAUGAACUCUCCAAAGUGGAAGGGAAAACAGGGACCCCUGAGAAGCCCCUCUCAGACCUUGGCCUCCUAUCCUACCGGAGCUACUGGUCCCAGACCAUCCUGGAGAUCCUGAUGGGGCUGAAGUCAGAGAGUGGGGAGAGGCCGCAGAUCACCAUCAACGAGAUCAGUGAAAUCACCAGCAUCAAGAAGGAGGAUGUCAUCUCCACUCUACAGUACCUCAACCUCAUCAAUUACUACAAGGGCCAGUAUAUCCUCACGCUGUCGGAGGACAUCGUCGAUGGGCAUGAACGAGCUAUGCUCAAGCGUCUCCUUAGGAUCGACUCCAAGUGUCUGCACUUCACUCCCAAGGACUGGAGCAAGAGGGGAAAGUGGUGAC
Panthera uncia (snow leopard) is the source of this 1788-nucleotide messenger RNA. It is a transcript of the gene KAT5, whose product is annotated as lysine acetyltransferase 5. The record is from RefSeq and is a predicted model, not a curated record. Gene Ontology annotation, molecular function: histone acetyltransferase activity. The transcript is spliced from 13 exons. Gene Ontology annotation, biological process: regulation of DNA-templated transcription. Lineage: Eukaryota; Metazoa; Chordata; Mammalia; Carnivora; Felidae. The coding region runs from base 147 to 1787 and encodes 546 amino acids.